AAGGACAGCCGAGAAAAAAAUGGAAUUUAACUGCGAGAGCAAGUUGGAAAUUUUGCAGGCUCAAAUUACGCUGCUUUCAAAGUUGCCUUAGCAGCCUAAUCAAUGUACAAUUAUACAAUCAAAAUAAUAGACCAGCUAGCAAGGGACCUGUAUUUUGGCUGAAUCUUCCAACACCAAGUCAACUGUGAGCAACAAGUCAAGCAAAUAAUUCAUCAGUAAUGGAGGAUAGAGUUACCAUAAAUGAGGACCUCACCUUCAUUUUAGAUAACAAGACUUAUCAUUUAGUAGUUGCUUGCAUCUGAAAAAGUUUUGAAUAGAGAGAAUUCAGAAAUGGGUUCUGUCGGAGAACGCCGCGAGGAGGUUCAGCAAAGAAGUUACUGGAGAUGGAGCAAGCAAGACUUCUUACCAGAAGAAUCCUUUCAAAGCUGGGAUAACUACCUUCAUGCAUUGUCCCAGACAGGUCUUCGGUUCAAGGACCGUCUAGUAAGCAGGUCAGAUGAUGCUGUUGAGAUUGAUGUGCUUCGGAAACAAAGUGAGAAUGACAUGAAACGUUGCCUAACCUGGUGGGAUCUCACGUGGUUUGGAUUUGGUGCAGUGAUUGGAGCUGGUAUCUUUGUACUCACUGGACAGGAAGCUAAUAAAGAUGCUGGACCAGCCAUUGUUUUAUCCUAUGUUGCUUCGGGUCUUUCUGCAAUGCUCUCUGUCUUCUGCUACACUGAAUUUGCAAUAGAGAUCCCAGUAGCAGGUGGAUCAUUUGCUUACUUAAGAAUUGAAUUAGGAGACUUUGCAGCGUUCAUCACAGCUGGAAACAUACUUCUUGAAAGCAUUGUAGGAAGUGCAGCAGUUGCAAGAUCAUGGACUUCUUAUUUCACAACUCUUUUGAACCGUAAAUCCAACUCAUUGGUGAUCCACACAAAUCUCAAAGAAGGGUACAAUCUCCUGGACCCAAUAGCUGUUGGAGUCCUGGCAAUUUCAGCAACAAUUGCAAUGAUUAGUGCAAGGAAAACUUCACAACUGAAUUGGAUUGCAUCUGCAGUUAAUACCAUAGUAAUUUUAUUUGUGAUUAUUGCAGGGUUUGCUCAUGCCAACACUUCUAAUUUGACACCCUUCGUCCCUUUUGGGGCUGCGGGUGUAUUCAGAGCAGCUGCAAUUGUUUACUUUGCCUAUGGAGGAUUUGACAAUAUUGCCACCAUGGCAGAAGAAACAAAAAACCCAUCAAGAGAUAUACCCAUUGGACUGCUUGGUUCAAUGUCAAUCAUCACAGUGAUAUAUUGCUUAAUGGCACUUUCACUAACCAUGAUGCAGAAAUACACAAACAUAGAUCAAUAUGCACCUUAUCCAAUUGCAUUUCAGAGUGUCGGGUUGAAAUGGGCAAAAUACGUGGUCGCUCUUGGUGCCCUUAAAGGGAUGACAACUGUUCUUCUAGUAGGGGCACUUGGACAGGCACGGUAUACUACUCACAUUGCACGAGCCCACAUGAUCCCACCAUGGUUUGCACUUGUUCAUCCAAAGACUGGAACACCAAUUAAUGCCACACUUCUUCUCGCAAUUGCAACUGCUGUCCUUGCUUUCUUUUCAAGCUUGGAUAUCUUGUCAACCUUGUUAUCAGUGAGCACACUCUUUAUAUUCAUGAUGAUGGCUGUUGCCCUUCUCGUGAGGAGAUACUACGUGCGAGAAAUGACACCAAGAGUGCAUCUCGUGAAGCUUGUUAUCUUUCUACUGAUUAUUAUUGCUUCCUCAAUGGGUACCUCAGCUUACUGGGGAUUAAGGCCUGGUGGUUGGGUUGGCUAUGUCAUCACAAUUCCUCUUUGGUUCUUGGCGACUUUAGCGAUACAACUGUUUCUGCCUCAGCAGAGAACACCAAAAGUAUGGGGAGUUCCACUUGUUCCAUGGCUUCCAUCGUUGUCAAUUGCAACAAAUAUCUUUCUUAUGGGAUCUUUGGGCCAGGAUGCUUUCAUAAGAUUUGCAAUCUGCACACUUGUAAUGCUGGUUUACUAUUUUUUAUUUGGUCUCCACGCCACUUAUGAUAUGGCUCAGCAGCAAAAGGCAGAAACCCUGAAGAAUAGAAACGAUCAGGGCACAAUGGAGAGUGCAAGGCCCUAAAAUUAUUACACUCCUGACACUUCAAUCUACCUAUUCUUCUCAAAAAUGUCUUUCUGCAUUUGUUUACACUAGGAUUUUCAGUUCUCAUAUGGGCAAUCUGGUUGAGGUUGCCGCCUUCAGUGUAAAAUAAAAAAUAAAGAAAAAAAUCUCUA
This is a messenger RNA of Mangifera indica (mango), 2255 nucleotides long. Its product is annotated as cationic amino acid transporter 5. Gene Ontology annotation, biological process: transmembrane transport; amino acid transport. The record is from RefSeq and is a predicted model, not a curated record. The transcript has a single exon. Gene Ontology annotation, cellular component: plasma membrane. Gene Ontology annotation, molecular function: L-glutamate transmembrane transporter activity; L-lysine transmembrane transporter activity. Lineage: Eukaryota; Viridiplantae; Streptophyta; Magnoliopsida; Sapindales; Anacardiaceae. Bases 331 to 2103 code for a protein of 590 amino acids.